AUUGAGGAGGGCACCUUUUGGGAUGAGCACUGGGUGUUGUAUGGAAACCAAUUUGACAAUAAACUUCAUAUAUUGGAAAAAAACCAAACAUUAAUUGAUAAUUUAUUCUAUUCUGAAUGUGAAUGAUAAAAUACGAGUUAAGUUGCAAUCCUGGCUUGCAUUCAGUGAGUACAUGGGAAAAAAAAGCUGGUAUGAAAACUUUUCCCCUAAUACUUAAAUCAUGUGUUUGAUUUUAUUUCAAGAGGCUCUGACUAUAAGCAAAGCUUUUGACAUGCUUUUACCUCUCUAAAGUCAACCUCUGCCCAUGAAUUUGCUCAACUUGCAAAUACCCAAAGAACUCAUGCCUCUUGCUGAAUUCUCAGAAACUUUUAGAAUAUUAUAUUGUCUCAUCUUACAUACGUUGAAUGGUGAAUUAUGUUCCAAAGUUACUUUUCUCUCUCUAUUGAUUAGUUAAGUCACCAAAACUUUCAAGUCACAACUUUUUAAAAAACUGGAAUCCAGAAAUUCAUCUAGAGCAGAGAUCAUUAAAAACACAAUGAUCUCAUAUUGCAAUCAUUUUCAGAUAUACAGGUAAAUUGAAAUGUAUAAGUGGUGUGGAAAUUUAAAAAACACAUAUACUCUUACUUGGUAUGACAUGAAUGUAGCAAAUAUCUAAAUCACACAGUAUUUUCAUUUGUAAAAAAACAAAUUUACAAAAGAACUGCACUGUAAAAAACUGACUUCUGGCAUCUUUUAUAAAUAACAGUUAAGACAGACAACAAGAGUAUAAUUAUUGGAUAAAGCACACAAGAGUGCAUUAUAAACAUUCCAUAAAUAAAUAAAUAAAUAAUGUAAAUUAACAAUUGCCAUCAUAAUAUAGAAGUAAAUAUGUAUGGAUAGAUGGAUAUGUAUAUACACAUACUUUCAAUGCCUCGAUGUUUUGGUGGUCAUGAAUAUCAAAGGCCUGGUUUUGCUAUAAAAUGUAGACUUCAAGGCCAAGUGAUAAAAGUUACAAGUUUAGACUCACAUUGAGAUCCCACCCAAACAUCAACAAUUAAUAUCACUUUUAAGUUACUUAACUGAUAUCUGUUUUCACUUCCUUGUUGGUAAAAAGUGAAUUGUAUUGACACCUAGCUUUGAAGGUUGUUGUGAGAAUAUAAUGGGAUAACCCUAUUAUAACCCCAUGCUUGUCACAUGGGGAAUAUUUCCAAUAGAUGUCCACUACUGUUAUAGCAUUAAUCACUAUUCUAUUCUUUUUAACUUUAUGUCAUGGAUUGGAAUAUUUGGAAGAGAUGAAUUAGUAUAAAAGCUAUAAGGAUAUAUAUUUUUUUAAUAUAAAGAAUUUGAAAAGUGCUCGGAGGAUAUUACAACGAAAAUAGAAAUUUGGGGAAAGUUCAGACCCAAGUAGUAAAUUUAUUUAAUACUUACACGUUUAGCCACAUGAUGUCGCUGUCCACCACAAGGUGUUUCACCACAAAAGAAAUACAUUCUGCAUUACAUACUCAGUUGCUGCUUUUCCCCAUCCUCUGUGAAAUACGGGCAUGGUAAGAUUAUUUAAGAAAAACCGAGGAACCCAAAUUAUUUUUUAAAGUUUGGAUCGAUGCAAGAGUGACCCAAUAUUUGGAAAAGGCUUGCAGUGAUGUUUUCAUGGAAAGAAGAAGGUUCAGGAGCCCGGCAACUACUGCUUUCGCUUCUGCUCCUCACAGUCUGGGAGGCUGGGAGCGGCCAGGUUCACUACUCAGUCCUGGAGGAGGCCAAACACGGCACCUUCGUGGGGCGGAUCGCUCAGGACUUGGGGCUGGAGCUGGUGGAGCUGGUGCCACGCCUGUUCCGGGUGGCGUCCAAAAGCCAUGGGGACCUUCUGGAGGUAAAUCUGCAGAAUGGCAUUUUGUUUGUGAAUUCUCGCAUCGACCGCGAGGAGCUUUGCGGGCGGAACCUGGAGUGCAGCAUCCAUCUGGAGGUGAUCGUGGACAGGCCGCUGCAGGUUUUCCAUGUGGAGGUGGAGGUGAAGGACAUUAACGACAACCAGCCGGUUUUUCCAAUGGCAGUAAAAAAAUUGUUUAUUUCUGAAUCCCGGCCGCCUGGUUCUCGGAUUCCGCUAGAGGGAGCAUCAGAUGCAGAUAUUGGAGCGAAUUCUUUGUUGACCUACAGUCUUAACUCUAAUGAUUAUUUUACCUUGGAUAUUAAAAGAAAUGAUGAGGAUAUUAAAACUCUUGGACUCGUGUUGAAAAAACUUUUAAAUCGAGAGGACAUUCCUGAACAUCACCUAGUAAUAACGGCAGUUGAUGGUGGGAAACCAGAGCUCACUGGCACUACUCAACUGAAGAUCACCAUUCUAGAUGUAAACGACAACGCCCCAGAGUUUGAGAGAACUGUCUACAAAGUGAGUUUAUUCGAAAAUGCUCCAAACGGUACCCUAGCAGUGACUGUUAACGCCUCUGAUUUGGAUGAAGGAGUAAAUAAGGACAUUGUAUAUUCUUUCAAUACAGACAUGUCAUCAGAUGCUUUGUCGAAAUUCCACUUAGACCCAGUUAAUGGAUACAUCACUGUACAGGGUAACAUAGAUUUCGAGGAAACUAAGUUAUAUGAAAUCCAGGUAGAAGCGACAGAUAAAGGAAAUCCCCCAAUGGCAGGUCACUGCACGGUUCUGGUGGAAAUUUUGGACACCAAUGAUAAUGUACCUGAGUUGGUUAUCAAAUCACUGUCAUUACCUGUAUUAGAAGACGCUCCCCUCGGCACGGUCAUCGCCUUGAUCAGCGUGUCCGACCGUGACUCCGGAGUCAACGGGCAGGUGACCUGCACACUGUCGCCCCAUGUCCCCUUCAAGCUGGUGUCCACCUUCAAGAAUUACUAUUCGCUGGUGCUGGACAGCGCCCUGGACCGCGAGAGCGUGGCGGACUAUGCUCUAGUAGUGACAGCACGGGACGGGGGCUCGCCUUCGCUGUCGGCCACGGCCAGCGUGUCCGUGGAAGUGGCCGACGUGAACGACAACGCGCCGGCAUUCGCGCAGGCCGAGUACACGGUGUUCGUGAAGGAGAACAACCCUCCCGGCUGCCACAUCUUCACGGUGUCCGCGCGGGACGCGGACGCGCAGGAGAACGCGCUGGUGUCCUACUCGCUGGUGGAGCGGCGGGUGGGCGAGCGUGCGCUGUCGAGCUACGUGUCGGUGCACGCGGAGAGCGGCAAGGUGUACGCGCUGCAGCCGCUGGACCACGAGGAGCUGGAGCUGCUGCAGUUCCAAGUGAGCGCGCGCGACGCGGGCGUGCCCCCGCUGGGCAGCAACGUGACGCUGCAGGUGUUCGUGCUGGACGAGAACGACAACGCGCCCGCGCUGCUGCCGCUGCCUGGGGCGGGCGGCGCGGGCGGCGCCGUGAGCGAGCUGGUGUGGCGGUCGGUGGGCGCGGGCCACGUGGUGGCGAAGGUGCGCGCGGUGGACGCGGACUCGGGCUACAACGCGUGGCUGUCGUACGAGCUGCAGCCGGCGGCGGGUGGCGCGCGCAGCCCGUUCCGCGUGGCGCUGUACACGGGCGAGAUCAGCACGACGCGCAGCCUGGACGAGGCGGACUCGCCGCGCCAGCGCCUGCUGGUGCUGGUGAGGGACCACGGCGAGCCGGCGCUGACGGCCACGGCCACCGUGCUGCUGUCGCUGGUGGAGAGCGGCCAGGCGCCCAAGGCCUCGUCGCGGGUGUUGGCGGGCGCCGCUGGCGCGGAGACGGCGCUGGUGGAUGUCAACGUGUACCUGAUCAUCGCCAUCUGCGCGGUGUCCAGCCUGCUGGUGCUCACGCUGCUGCUGUACGUGGCGCUGCGGUGCUCGGCGCCGCCCAGCGAGGGCGCGUGCGGGCCGGGGAAGCCCACGCUGGUGUGUUCCAGCGCGGUGGGGAGCUGGUCUUACUCGCAGCAGAGGCGGCAGAGGGUGUGCUCUGGGGAGGGUCCGCCCAAGACCGACCUCAUGGCCUUCAGCCCCAGCCUUCCACCCGGUCCCAUUGGCGGGAAUAGAGAAGAACAGCUGGAUGUGGAUGUUGAUCUUUCUGCCAAAGUGAGUACAGAUUUUUAAAUCCUUUCAAAAAUCGUUUUUUAUUCUUCAAUGUUUCUGUUCUUUUGGAAACUUACGUUUUUGGUGUUAGAGUUUUCCAGGGUUUUGUGGUUAAAAUAUUUGAACUCCUUGUGACAAAUGUUUUGAACUGAAUUAGCAAUAAGUACUGAGAGCCAAACUUGUAGUGUUGUUGUUGUUGUUGUUGUUGCUGCUGCUGCUGUUAAUAGGUGCAGUAGUAGGAUUAUUUUAUUGCUAAAGAUAGAAACCAAAUAUAUUUUCUUAGAUGAAUUGUAUUGUUUAGAAUAUUUGACUCCAAUUGUGUUUUACUAAUCCUUGCACAAUGCUUCAAUAGAUUUUGCCACUUUUUUUUUGGAAUUCCUACUAGAUGUUAGUCCAAAUGUCACUGGUUCAUUUUAUGAGUUCACCAUAAAUGCUCACCACUUCUUUUGGUUAAUAUAUCCUUAGUUUCAAAUAUUAGUUUACUAAGCCUGUUGUCUGUAUGAAGCCUCUUUUACUCAUUUAUUCAUUUGUCUGAAGUCUUAGUUCCUUGUUUUUACUUGAACAUGAUUCAUUUUAGUCCUUGUGCUCACAUUUGGUAAUAUGUUGUAUUGUGGCUAGUUUCUCAAUUGGGUAAAGAAAACCACACACACACACCAGAAUAAUAAUUUUAUUGGUUUAGAAUUGUAUCUUUAGGAGCACCUGGGUGGCUCAGUCGGUUAGUGUCCAACU
Molecule: messenger RNA, 4741 nt
Organism: Felis catus (domestic cat)
Lineage: Eukaryota; Metazoa; Chordata; Mammalia; Carnivora; Felidae
Product: protocadherin alpha-3
Exons: 1
Coding region: 1619-4033 (804 amino acids)
Biological process (GO): homophilic cell-cell adhesion
Cellular component (GO): plasma membrane
Molecular function (GO): calcium ion binding
Source: RefSeq, a predicted model, not a curated record